Molecule: messenger RNA, 1602 nt
Organism: Trametes versicolor FP-101664 SS1
Lineage: Eukaryota; Fungi; Basidiomycota; Agaricomycetes; Polyporales; Polyporaceae
Product: iron permease
Exons: 10
Coding region: 1-1602 (533 amino acids)
Biological process (GO): transmembrane transport
Molecular function (GO): transmembrane transporter activity
Source: RefSeq, a predicted model, not a curated record
AUGGCCAGCACGUCCAUUCACGAUAUCCAACCAACUCCGAAGGGCAAGCGAGGCUUAACAUUCUGGCUGGUGUUCGCCUCCAACCUCCUGGUGGAGAUGCUGUCUGCGCUAGACCUGACGGCUGUCUCCACCGCCCUACCAACGAUCGUGCAACGUUUGAACGGAAACGACUUCAUCUGGGCCGGUGGUGCAUAUACGAUCGCCUCAACCGCCGUGCUGCCUCUCGUCGGCGGCCUAGUAUCUGGUUUCGGGCGCAAAUAUGUCCUCAUUGUCUUCGUCACCUUCUUCGCAGUCGGCUCCGUGAUCUGCGGAGCUGCUCAGAAUAUGACCAUGCUCAUCGCUGGUCGAGCGAUCCAAGGUAUCGGCAGCGGCGGGAGCUUGUCCGUCACCGAGAUCAUCUUCGCCGAUAUGGUACCGCUCCCCGAACGAGGCAAGUUCCAGGGUAUCGCCGCCGCGGUUUGGGCACUGGCAUGCGCCAUCGGACCGCCCAUCGGAGGCGCUCUCGCAGGUUCCGGCGCAUGGCGCUGGCUCUUCUACAUGAACAUCCCGCUGUGCGCGCUCGCGACCGCUGCGAUCCUCUUCUGCCUCCCGAACAUCGUUCCGAAGGGGAGUGCGAUGAAGAAGAUCGCAGAGAUGGACUGGAUCGGAAACGCCGUCAUCGUCACGAGCACGAUUCUGGUGUUCCUUGGACUGACCUGGGGCGGCCUCCGUUUCCCGUGGAUCUCGCCCGAAGUGCUCAUCACGCUCAUCCUGGGUGUGAUCGGCAUCACUGUGUUCUUCGUCAUCGAGAAGCUUUGGCUGCACGGCCAAACUGUUCCUGAAUUCUUCUUCACGAACCGGACAACUCUCAGCGGAUAUCUUGGAACGUUCUUCCACGGCGUCGUCUCUCUGACUGCUGUUUACUAUCUACCUAUUUAUCUGCAAGCCUCGAAAGAAGCGAGCGCGCUCAAGUCCGGCAUCGAAAUGUUCGGUCUCUCCUUCACGAUCCCGAUCUUUGCCAUCGUCGCCGGUGUCAGCGUCGAGAUCAUCCACAUCUAUCGCCCGCAGAACUACGUCGGGUGGCUGUUCAGCAUCGUCGGUUUCGUCCUGCUGUCGCUUUUGAACGAGAAGAGCAGCGCGGCGACGUACAUCGGCUUCCAGAUCCCCCUCGGCGUUGGCCUCGGCAUACUGUGGAUCAGCACGCAGUUCCCCAUCCUCGCACCGCUCCCGGUCUCGAACAGCGCAUACGCCCUCGCGUUCUUCGUUUUCGUCCGCAACUUCGCGCAGAGUUGGGGCAUCGUUGUCGGCGGCGCGAUCUUGCAGAACGUGCUGACGGAGAAGCUGCCGAAGUCGCUCACAGAUACACUCCCGAAGGACCAGGAGUACGCGUACCAGCUCAUCCCGACGAUCCCGGGCAUGCUCGAACCGCAGAAGAGCGAGGUGCGCGCGGCGUUCGCGGACGGCACGAAGCUCAUCUGGCAGGUCAUGAUCGGGCUGUCCGUCGCGGGGCUGCUGACGUGCCUGCUUAUGCGCGAAGAGGAGAUGAAGACGGAGAUGGACGAGACAUGGGCCGUCGUCGACAAGGCGAAGAAGGUUAGCGACGACGACGAGGAGCACGCGUGA